AUGUCGAAGACAAUUUUCUUAAUGGGCGCCCCAUUACCGAGCAGCCUCGACUGGGACCAUGAUGAGCUCCUCGACACACCAGUCGCUCCAUUUCAAGAGACAGACAGCAGUCAUUUCGUUCCAUUGAGCUUGGGACAGAGCACCAAAAAGUGGAGGGUCUUGCAGCCUUUACCGCACGAAGAAGUGGAUGACCCUAAUAUGUUCUUCUACUAUGGGCCCCGAGAUCCAAAUUUCUUGACAACGCAUCAGCUCGCGGACAAUGAUACACAGUCAACAAACCACGACGAAACAGUCCUUUCUCAAUUCUACGAUCAUUCAUUUGCAGUCCACGAGACAUCCGCAAUAUCCGCAUCUUUCGAAGACGGAGAACAGACUCAAUAUAGUGGCUCCGUACUGGGUAGUCACGAAGGCAACGAUUCGUCUCAACGACUCACUCCUGAUACGCCCCCUUUCCGGAUCUUUGGGCGUCUCAGUAACCUGCAAGACGUACCCACGGCGAGCUAUCUUGAAUCUGUCAUCCCACAGACUAUGACUGUCAAUUUGGUAGUCGGUGUCAUCGCCAUCCACCCAUCGAGGCGAGUGGUGACCAGAUGGAAACAGGAACUUGAGAUCGUUGAGCUGGUUGUUGGAGACGAGACUAGAGCAGGGUUCAGCGUCAAUUUCUGGUUAUCGCCCCUCAAGGCCGAUGCCAAGACAAGCCAGAUCGAUCGUCUCGGUGGAUCUCUAACCAUGCUUCGACCACGAGAUAUUGUCCUUUUGCGUGCGGUUGGUCUAAGUUCGUUCCGAGAGCAAGUCUAUGGGCAGAGUCUACGGGGUGGGAUGACCCAAGUGGACCUCCUGCAUCGGCCAGCGAAUGUGACGGAUGCGGGCGGGUUUUACAAGACCAUCCCACCGAGCAACGACGAUCUGCCGCAGAAAGUUCGCAAAGUACGGGAAUGGAUCCUCCGAUUUGUGGGGACGGAUGGAGCAGGCGGUGGCCUUUCAGGAAUGUCUGAGACACAACCGCAGCGGUUGCCUCCGGACACGCAAGAGUAA
Molecule: messenger RNA, 1035 nt
Organism: Penicillium chermesinum
Lineage: Eukaryota; Fungi; Ascomycota; Eurotiomycetes; Eurotiales; Aspergillaceae
Exons: 1
Coding region: 1-1035 (344 amino acids)
Source: RefSeq, a predicted model, not a curated record